Striga asiatica is the source of this 312-nucleotide messenger RNA. The record is from the annotation of a GenBank genome assembly. Lineage: Eukaryota; Viridiplantae; Streptophyta; Magnoliopsida; Lamiales; Orobanchaceae.
UUAGGAUGGCGGGUCGCACUCGGAUUUCACAAAGGGGGUAGAGUCGGGAGGCGGUGUGUGGUAGAUGGCUUUUGCAAGGGAUAUGGGCAUUAUGCAGAGUGCCUUAGAUUGAAGAAAUUGCAUUGCGGCCCCAACGUUUUCUUCCAUGAGUUUAGCCACUUGUCUUUCCGUGCCAUCGUUGGACCACUUUUCCCAGGCAGGCUGAGCUCGAUUACCGUCAGCUCCUUCUUCCUUCUCGAAGGUUAUUGGGAUGUCGGUUACGAGUGGAGCCACAGCACCAGCUCCUCCCAAUCGACUCAUGCUCAGUACCUA